UGGCCGCCCACCUACCACCUUGCCCUGCUCCUGCCGCACCACCGCUACGCCCUGGCAUCUGCAUCUACCUGGCGUCAAGCUGGAGAGUCUCGAACACUCUGUUCAUGCACUCCAACCCUCUCGGUACUUGACUUUGCCCAUUUGUCCCUUCCUUGUCGCCCUUGUCUCUGCAACUUGGACUUGCCAAUUAAGAUUCCCGUCAAUCAAUAUCCGUCUUUUUCUUCAUUUCGAGGUCUGCUCCUCCUUCCCCAUCUUGAAGCUCCGACGUACCUCGUCAGCAGUCACACUCGACCACUUUAACCUGCAGCACAUCACUUUGCUGUUACCACCUCGCAUCGAGAUAUCAACCACCAUCGAACCUUGCGACCACCACUUCUUGGGAAAUCCGGAUCGCCAUCCACGGUUUCGGUCACGGUUACCCAGAAGCGAGACGGAGAUCAAAGACAUCUCACAACGUCAACUGAACUCAAGACCACAAGAUCUCUCUUUAGACAGCUGGAAGCUCCAUCUUCUUCAAAAAACCCCUCCCAAGCGAAAUCCCCCUUGUCAGCACUUGUGGGCCAAAUUUCUGUCUUUAAAGUCCUGAGCUUCACCGUCCACUCACUCCUCUACCGGCGACGCAAGAAGCCUUGAAAAGAGCUGGAAUAAUCUCAAUUCCACCUUUUGCUCAUCGCCUGUGGCUGCCCCGCUAGGUACCUAGGCCACUGGUACAAAUAUACCUACCAUUUUCAGCACCUUGCUUGCAGUCUCUCAGCGCACUUUGUCUUUCUUCAUGAUCAGAGAACUGUGACACUCUGCCCAAUAUACCAAGUCGAAUUACCUCCAACCAUCCAAGGAAGCCAUCAUCACCACCAUUAAUUAUUCUUCUUCUCCCUCCCGGAAGCUUCAUCAACAGCCCGAUCUGCUUCUAUCCUUCACGGCCUUGGCUGCGGUUUCUCUUCUUCGCUUUGAUUCAACAGCUCACGCCAUACCCACCACAGCAAUUUAUCCACACGAACUCGGCACGGCGGCAGAAACCAGAUCUCUUGUCGCUCGGCCACCUGACGACGACUUUAUAUCCGAUCUUUCAAAUUCAUCCAUGCACCUGGGCAAUAGUUGGUUUUGUGGCAAUCAGGCAUCCAUACCAUCAACCGCUUUUGGAAAAAGCUCCUGUUGAGCUUCGGUGCAGGGAUCUUCUAGGAACUUCGACUUGUCGGUGCACCAUGCAGCACAAAUCACACCAAUUGGACUCAAUGGCGCAACAAUUAACAGUCAUCUUUGGGGAGUUGGGGAUCAGUCAGUAUCUCGAUGCGUUCGUUGAGCAGGGUUUCGACACAUGGGAGACUAUUCUCGAUAUCACGGAAUCUGACCUCGAUGUCCUAGGCGUGAAAUUAGGUCAUAGACGGAAACUCCAGAGGAGGAUAGCAAAUUACCGAGGGCUUGCGCCAGAAGCUUCAUUGGCUCCCUUGGCACAGCCCAGCAUAGAAGAUUUCAGGCCAACAGAGGUUGUACCUCGUGCUGAGCCACCAAAGAUGGAGCUACGAGAACCUGGGACUGUUAUUGUUACCAAGAGGAAGUAUCGUAGACACCCAAAGGCGGACGAAAAUGCGCCGGAAAGGCCUCCAUCAGCCUAUGUGCUUUUUUCCAACAAGAUGCGCGAGGACCUCAAGGGCCGUAAUCUCUCAUUCACCGAGAUUGCCAAGUUAGUUGGCGAGAACUGGCAAAAUUUGACGCCGGCUGAGAAGGAGCCUUACGAAUCCAAAGCGCAGGCUUACAAGGAAAAGUAUCACGCCGAACUUGCCGAGUACAAGAAGACGCCCCAAUACCAAAAGUACAUGCAGUACUUGGCGGACUUUAAGGCGAAGCAUUCUCUACCAUCUCAAGACAACGAUUCGUCGAAGCGAGUGAAGCUCUCGGAAUCUGGCGGUCCUAGUAGCGCUGCUGCCACGCCCACCAGGACAUGUCGGAGUCACAGUGGCGGCAGUGACAGUAUUCACGGAAGCGAACCACCGCCAUCCAGGGAACAGAGGAUAAGCUCUAUUGUUUCCACCACGGAUUCUCAUCAAUCGGCGGCACUGAGCCCAGGGUCGUACCAAGACGACUGCAUGCAAUCGCCACGUACGAUCCACGCGGAUCGACGGUCUUCGGAACAACGAUCACCCACGGCUUUCAACACCAAUGCCAGGAAUUACCCAUUACCCAGUCGAACAGAGACUACCCGACCGGAUGAACAUCGUCAGGAACAACCGUCAAGCACACCUCAGUCUCAACAAAACCUACCAUCCUUCUCCGAUGUUUUUGAUAGCCACAGAUUUCUGCCCAGCGGGUCACAACAGACAAACGAUACAAGCAGCUAUUUCCCAAGAGGGAGUCUCACCAAUAGCCCUGGUCCCCCACCUGGCCUGGUUGGCGGUGAUCGGAGAUAUCCGCCUACGUUGAAGAAGGAGCAGUCCUCGGCGGGUAGCAUAUCCUCGGCCUCCACGGCCUCGUCCUUUGGCUAUCCAAGGACCCCUACUGACGGUCCAUUGCCGAUACAGGCUUUGCUCUCGUCCAGCUCCGCCCACUCCUAUGAGGCAGGCCAACCGCACCAUUCGUACCCGACGGGUCCCUUGCCUGUGCAUCAAAAGCAGCCGCAACAUCAGCAGCAGCCACAGCAGCAGACAUCCAUGUCUGCUGGACAGCCGCCGGUGCUUGCUAACCUGGCCAUGACAAAUGGCUACCAUAGGGCUCUAUCACUCGCACACGUGCCUCCUGCUGUAGCGAAGACUGCUACUCCCACUUCCCAUUCUAUUAGUGCUGUGUAUGGAAUCCCGCCACGACCACCACCCCAGCAGAUGGGCUCUGGUCUGGCACAGCAACAGCAACAACAAUAUCAACAACAAUACGACAGGAAACCAGAGGGAGGGAACCCCAAUCUCGAUGGAAUGAGUGCCUUGUUGAAGGCUGGCGAGAUUGUUGAUCGGCGGACGCAUUGAAAGGGUUACGUAAGGGGGAAAGGAAGGGACAGGGAACAGGGGACAAUUGGAUUGGGGAAGGGAAAGGGAAGCAUCUGGAAGCCGGGUUGGUUAAAGCGGCUAGACAAAAAAAAAGACAACAACAGCAACAUAUAAUACGCCAUUAAGGCUGACUAGCUGACGGACGGCCGUCAGUCAUUUUGAAUAUCAUGAUAUGGGCUAUUGGUUCGGGGCUCGGAGUUUUCAGCAUGCAUAUUCCGCAUUUUUAGCAUCAAUAGUACUAUUACUGGAUAUAAAAAACUGGCUGUA
Molecule: messenger RNA, 3242 nt
Organism: Neurospora crassa OR74A
Lineage: Eukaryota; Fungi; Ascomycota; Sordariomycetes; Sordariales; Sordariaceae
Product: high mobility group protein
Exons: 8
Coding region: 1203-2954 (583 amino acids)
Biological process (GO): regulation of gene expression
Cellular component (GO): nucleus
Molecular function (GO): protein binding
Source: RefSeq, a predicted model, not a curated record